Molecule: messenger RNA, 1686 nt
Organism: Oncorhynchus gorbuscha (pink salmon)
Lineage: Eukaryota; Metazoa; Chordata; Actinopteri; Salmoniformes; Salmonidae
Product: inactive phospholipase C-like protein 1
Exons: 1
Biological process (GO): lipid metabolic process; intracellular signal transduction
Molecular function (GO): phosphatidylinositol-4,5-bisphosphate phospholipase C activity
Source: RefSeq, a predicted model, not a curated record
GUGCGUCUGAGGUUCAAGGAGAUCCAGCGCAGCAAAGAGAAGCUGACGUCUCACGUGACACGUGAGGAGUUCCAGGAGGCCUUCUGCGAACUCUGCACGCGCCCAGAUGUCUAUUUCCUAUUGGUCCAGCUCUCUAAGGACCGCGAGUGUCUGGACGCCCAGGACCUUCGUCUCUUUCUGGAGACGGAGCAGGGCCUGUCCCUGGCCACAGCUGAGGGCUGUUUGGAGCUGGUCCUACGCUUUGAGCCCUCCAGACCAGGCCGAGAGAGAGGCUUGCUGGGGCUUGAUGGCUUCGCACGUUACCUGCAGUCUCCAGAGUGCCAGCUGUUUGACGUGGAGCACCAGGGAGUGUGUCAGGAUAUGAACCUGCCCCUGUCCCACUACUAUAUCAGUACUUCCUAUCGGUCCUAUCUCCUGGAUGACCAGGUCCAUGGGAGGGCUGAUCUAGGGGGUUUGACCAGGGCUUUGCAGGCCGGGUGUCGUUGCCUGGAGCUGGGGGUGACAGACGGCCCAGAGGGGGAGCCUCUCCUGGGGGUAGACUAUGGUCCUGAUACCCACCGCCACCACCACCAUCACCACCACGCCCCGGUCACCAUCCGCAGUGCUCUGGAGGUGGUGAAUAAGUACGCCUUCCUGACCUCGCCCUACCCGCUUCUGCUCUACUUGUGCCAGCGCUGUUCCCCCUCCCAGCAGCGUACCUUGGCCCAGCACCUGAGGAAGGUGUUCUCUACACGUCUCUACACCCCUGAGGCCCUGCCAGUCAGCCCGGUGGGGCGAGCCACCACCCUGCCCUCCCCUGAGCAGCUGAAGGGCCGGGUGCUGCUGGUGGGGAAGAAGCUACCCCCAGAAGAGGAGGGAUCCGAGGGAGAGGUAUCAGAGGAGGAUGAGGAGAUAGGGGGAGGCGGACCCUUGGCUGGCCGGCGAAUGACCAUCCCCGGAGAGGAGGAACUGGGUGUGGUUUUAGUGGUACCCCCUCCACCUCAGCCCAGGAGACUCCGCCUCCAACGCGAGCUCUCAGAUCUGGUGAGUGUGGCACGAACUGGAAGCCGUAGCUUCUACAACCACCGAGAAAUAAGGAAACAAGGACAGCAGCACUCCCCACCCAGCACCCCCUCAACGCCGGGCACGCCUUUACUCCCUGAUUCGGCCUAUUGGACUCUGUGCUCCCUGGGGGAAGGAGAAGCGGGCCGGCUGGUCAGUGAGAGCCCAGAGGACCUAGUAGGCUUCACCAAGCGUACCCUGACCCGUGUCCGGCCCAGCUCCGUCCGCCUGGACUCCUCCAACCCCAACCCCCAGGGGUACUGGAAGGGCGGGGUCCAGCUGGUGGCCCUCAACCAGCAGACUCCCGGGGCCAUGCUGGACCUCCACAGGGGACGCUUCAUCCAGAACGGGGGCUGUGGCUUCGUGCUGCGCCCGGGGGUCAUGAGAGAUGAGGUUUCCUACUUCAGUGCCGUGACCCAGGGGUGUGUGCCCGGCGUGCCACCUCAGACCCUCAGGGUGAAGGUGAUCAGCGCCCACAACCUGCCCAAGCCGCAGGGUGCUGGGGCCAAAGGAGAGGUUAUAGAUCCCUACGUGGUUCUGGAGCUACAUGGGGUACCAGCGGACUGCGCUGAGCAACGGACCCGGACCGCCGCACAGAACCAGGAUGGCCCACUGUUUGAUGAGACUUUUGAGUUUCAGGUAAGA